This is a messenger RNA of Strongyloides ratti, 753 nucleotides long. RefSeq lists its product as hypothetical. The transcript is spliced from 3 exons. The record is from RefSeq and is a predicted model, not a curated record. Bases 1 to 753 code for a protein of 250 amino acids. Lineage: Eukaryota; Metazoa; Nematoda; Chromadorea; Rhabditida; Strongyloididae.
AUGUGGAAGAUGAUUUUAACGAUAGCUAUUAAUUUAUUUGUAUUUGGAGUUAUAACUUGUUAUGGAGCUAAUGAUAUUAAUGUAAAAAUUGAAAGGCAUUUUCCAUGUUCACCAAGUAGUGGACCAAGUAAAGAAAAUACUUUAAUAAAAUUUCCAUCAUACAAAUCUCCUGGUGUUAAAUUUGAAGAAAUAAUUAAUGCACAGGGAAAUAAAUGUUUCAAAUUAUCUGGUGGUAAAGUUGAGGUAUUUGGUAAAGGUCUUGAUGGUAAUAAAAAAUAUUAUGUUCAUCUUGAAACAAGAAUUGGUAUUCAUGGUAAACCAGAAAGAUGUGUUAAUGCAGAUGGUGAAGGUUGUGGAGGUAUUGGAUCCUGUGUACAUUGUGAUAUUUGUAAAAAUAUGGGUGGAGCACUUAAAAAUUUUGUUGAAAUAUUACAAGGUGGUCAACCAGCUAAAUGUCAUUCAGAGGGUCUUCCAAAAGGAAGUUAUGAUGAUUUAAGUUUAAAAGUUUGCCUUCCAACAAAAAAAGAACUUUUACCAUUCCUUGAUGAAAAUAGUACUAGAGCUCAACAACUUUGGGAUUUAUUUGUCUCAUCAAGAUCUAAAUCAGGAGAAAUUCCAUUAGUAGUAGCAGCACGCCUCUUUGAUCGACCAAUAAAUAAAUUAACAACAAAAGAACUUAAUGAUGCUCUUCAUGGUAAGAAAAUUGGUAUGGUUGGAUGUCAUUGGAUAUAUGCUACAAUUUCUCAAACAUAA